Puntigrus tetrazona (Sumatra barb) is the source of this 1285-nucleotide messenger RNA. RefSeq names its product SLC35A4 upstream open reading frame protein. The record is from RefSeq and is a predicted model, not a curated record. NCBI's taxonomy places the organism in Eukaryota, Metazoa, Chordata, Actinopteri, Cypriniformes, Cyprinidae. Bases 112 to 414 code for a protein of 100 amino acids. The transcript is spliced from 3 exons.
CGUCCAGCGUGAAACAGACCAUUGUAAUCAAACUUAGAGCGCUAUCUAGAGCAGGCAUGCGUUUCAGGUUGUUCAAUCGAGCUCAGCAUCUCUGAUCCCACACAAGCAGACAUGGCGGACAAGGAUCCAUUCCGGCAGCUGAAAGACCUGUCUCUGCUUAAAGACCAGCUCGAUAACAUUCAGCGUCGGAUGGAGGACGAAGUCGGAGUUGGGAUUCCACAGGGUGGAAGUGUGCUCAGCUCUCCCUUCCUCAAAGGCUUUUUGGCUGGGUAUGUGGUGGCAAAGCUCCGUUCCUCCGCAGUCCUGGGAGUUCUUGUAGGAACCUGCACAGGCAUCUAUGCUGCUCAGAGCUAUCAAAUGCCUAACGUUGAGCAGACCAUAAAAAACUACUUCAGCUCAUUUAAGAAGAGAUAGAAGUGAAUAUAUACCUUCCCAGAAAUGGUGCCUCAUGUAAAUUUACCUAAACAUUUACCUCAACUGAGGUGCCACUCGUCAGACCACAUAAAACAACUGGAUGCAUUUAGAUCAUACUUUGGUGUCCAAAAUAAUUAAGGUUAGCAAUUUUUCUAUUUAAGAUUUUCUAUUUAAAUUGGUUAGGUCUGUACUGUUAAAACAGGUAUUUUAUAACAAAAACUAUAUACACCUAAAUUCCUUAAAAUGGUACAAAUGGCCAAGGCUUUGUUAAUACGUGCAAAAUGUUAUGUUCUGUCUGUUACAUAAUUUUUAUUUUUUUUUUUUCAAUGCUGUUUUUUUAAAUAGUGGUUUGCACUAAACAGGUGAACAGUCAUGAACAACACACUCUAUAAACGAUGUCUGGCAUUGAACAAUUCCUACACCUGCCAAAUGUCAGAGAUUGCUGGACUUGAAUAGAUGACGCCUUUUAUGUAGUUGUUGAAUAAAGACAUUUUGCACUUUACCACACUCGAACACUUCUACUUUUAGUUAAUAGUGAAGUGAAAUAGAAAGCAGGAAGUAGUCCGGUUUAAGGAUGAAAACUGAUUUUCACGCAGUUGGGUUUUCAGAUGGAGUAUUGGAUUCAGUGGUGUGGUUUUAAGUGUGAUCCUUAUCAUAAUGCAUACUUGUUCUAUGAAACUGUUCUUAAAAAUAGUUCUGAAUAAUGGUAAUUAUUUCCUUUGCUUUAUCUUUGGCAUAUCUUCUAAGAUCAUUGCCAUCAUGUGUGAUAUAUAUAUAUAUAUUUUUGGAUAUAUUCUUUUACAUUCAUUGCAUGUGUUUUUUCAAGAAUGUUUGCAAAUGUUGUAUUUUAAUGAAUAAAACCUUAAAUUGG